AUGCGCACAGAUGCGUCCGCUGCAUUUAUGAAAUGGCGCCCAAGCCAAACACUCCUAGCCUGCGGUUACAUCGUGGCGGACCUCGGUCUACCUGUAGCAAUGGUCGACAAACUACUGUCUAAGGCCAAGGCUAGGACCUACGAACCUGUUUUUAAGACGGUGGGUGGGGAUGAGGACGGCGGUCUUCUUCAGCUCAAACUCUUCUUCAGUGACUGCAUCUACGGCAGCGUAGUAUAA
This is a messenger RNA of Phytophthora nicotianae INRA-310, 237 nucleotides long. RefSeq lists its product as hypothetical. The transcript has a single exon. Lineage: Eukaryota; Oomycota; Peronosporomycetes; Peronosporales; Peronosporaceae. Bases 1 to 237 code for a protein of 78 amino acids. The record is from RefSeq and is a predicted model, not a curated record.